Messenger RNA from Phoenix dactylifera (date palm), 2935 nucleotides. NCBI's taxonomy places the organism in Eukaryota, Viridiplantae, Streptophyta, Magnoliopsida, Arecales, Arecaceae. The record is from RefSeq and is a predicted model, not a curated record.
UCACUACUUCUAGUCAUCGCAUGGGACCUCCACUACUUUCCAUCCUCUCCUGACUUUUGAAACGCCAACUAGAAUGCAAGCAAAGACUUCUAGACAUCCCAUGUGCGCUUCUAGUCAUUGCAAAAAACUCCAAAAAAUAAUUAUAUUGCAAGUAAAGACUUCUAGUCAUUGCAUGUGCUUCAUUAAGCAUGGCUAAACCAUUAGCUUGUUUGCUCAUGGAUGUGGCCAAAAGAGACCAGUAUGUCACAACUUGUAUUUUUAAUUGUUACAGGACAUGCGAUAUCCUGGGAAACAAUCCUUGAGAUGCGGAGACAAUUCCAUGCGCACAAAAAUGAACAGGAAUAUUUGAAAGAUAUUCCGAUUAAAAACCCGAUAACAAGUUAGGUGCUGCCUCACUCGGAUAUUGACCCAGGCUUCUGCCCAUCCUAAGUUCAAAAAAGUACGCAAAAGUUAGGUUCUUCAACAUUAUAGGUCUAGCAUUUUCGUCGACCAGGACUUGCGUGGCCGUUUGCAAGCAAGUCUUGUCUACCGAUACAGUAAUCUGGACAAUCCUUCAGCUUUAAAUGGGAUGUCGAUGGAUGUACCACCCAAGGACUUCUACCCUUCACUGAGAUGUCUACCUCCGACGCCGAGUUUGAAUUGCUCAACAAGAAAAUCCCCAUUCUUCUCCAUAUGGAGCGAAAACUAUCCUUACUUUUGAUGGUAUGUCUGCUUACAGGAAUCUCAGCAACCACAUAUGACGAAUUCACAUACAAUGGAUUCCAAAGGAGUGAGUUGUACCUUGAUGGCGUAGCAGAGAUCACACCCAAUGGCCUUCUGAGAUUAACCAACGCUACAAGGAACCAGCAAGGACAUGGAUUCCACAAAGUGCCACUGCAUUUGAAGAACACCUCAGAUGGUAAUGUUUACACUUUCUCUACUUGCUUUGUUUUUGCAGUACUCCCCGAAUAUUCAGAUGUGGGUGGCGAUGGACUUGCACUUGUGCUCUCUCCAACCAGGGGGCUCCCUGGAGCUCUGCCCAAACAAUACCUUGGUCUCUUCAACUCUACCAAUAAUGGCAAUUCAUCAAAUCAUGUCCUUGCUAUUGAGCUAGACACCGUCUACAAUAGGGAGUUUGGAGAUAUUGACAGCAACCAUGUCGGAAUUGAUAUCAAUGGAUUGAGGUCGAAAGACGCCGCGCCAGCAUCUUAUUUCACUGAGAAAAUUGGCAAGUUUAACAACCUCAGCCUUACAAGCGAGGAACCAAUGCAGGUAUGGAUAGAUUAUAGCAAUCCAGAGAAGCAGCUAAAUGUCACAAUAUCCCCCAUCAGUGUGCCCAAACCAAGCCGUCCGUUGUUGUCUUCUUCCAUUAAUCUCUCCUCAGUAAUAUUAGACACCAUGUAUACUGGCUUCUCUUCUUCUCCAGGCUCCAUUCUAACAUCCCAUUAUGUUCUGGGUUGGAGCUUUAAGAUGAAUGGGCAAGCGCCUGCCCUCAACAUGUCCAGCCUUCCUUCACUUCCUUUGAAAAAGCAUAGAAGCAAGCUAACGUCUUUGAUAGUUUGGCUGUCCUUAGGAGUAGUGGUGUUCAUAACUAUAACCGCGUCCAGUAUUGCUUACAUAAUAAGAAGAAAGGCAAGAUAUGCUGAAGUUCUUGAAGAGUGGGAGCUAGAAAAUAGAACUCAUAGAUUCUCAUAUAAAGAACUAUUCAAGGCUACCAAAGGCUUUCCCGAGAAAAAUCUUUUGGGAGUUGGCGGUUUUGGAAGAGUUUACAAAGGCGAGCUGCCGACCUCUAAAACUGAAAUUGCAGUGAAGAGGAUUUCUCAUGAUUCUAAGCAAGGAACGAGGGAGUUUGUUGGGGAGAUUGCGAGUAGCAGUGAGCUCCGUCACCGCAAUUUGGUCCACCUUCUUGGCUAUAGCCGUAGGAAAGGGGAAGUCCUUUUGGUCUAUGAGUUCAUGCCCAACGGAAGUCUAGACAAGCGCCUCUAUGAUGCAAACAUGCCAACGACACUUAGCUGGAGUCAGCGACUGAAAAUUAUCAGAGGUGUGGCUUCAGGUUUGCUCUACCUGCAUGAAGAUUGGGAGCAGAUUGUUGUACACAGAGAUAUAAAAGCAAGCAAUGUCUUGCUGGACAGUGAAAUGAAUGGAAAGUUGGGAGACUUUGGACUAUCAAAAUUGUAUGAUCAUGGUAGCGAUCCCCAGAUCACUCAUGUAGUGGGAACUUUUGGUUAUAUAGCUCCAGAGCUCACUAAAACGGGCAGGGCAACUACGAGCACUGAUGUCUUUGCCUUUGGGGUUUUCAUACUUGAGGUUGUCUGUGGAAGGAGGCCAAUAAUGCAACAAGAAUCACUGGAUCUUCAUUUGGUGGACUGGGUGAGGAGGAGUUGGAGGAAUGGAGUAAUUCCAGAGGUUAUAGAUGCAAGACUGGGGGGUGAUUACCAUCUGGGGGAAGUGGAAAUGAUCUUAAAGAUUGGAUUGCUUUGUUCAAAUCCUGUGCCUGCAGCAAGACCAACCAUGCGCCAGGUGAUGCAGUUCUUGGAUGGCCAUCUUUCUCUGCCGCAAGUACCCAACGAUGGGAGGGGCAUCACUAUUUCAUCACCAGAGCUUGCUGAAGAAUUAGAAGAAUCAGAAGUUUCACUUGUAAACUGUUCCAUCCACCGACAAAGAGCCAAUCCUCUUGAAGGUUUUUGAUUUUCUUGAAUUUAGGUAACUAGUGGAAUUUGAAUGUAAGUGUUAUAUCUUAUAGUUUCCUCUCUUCUCUCUUCACUUAGUGACAUCAAUGACAACUGAUAGCUUGAGUUCUUCUUCUUCUUGUUUCUUUUUGUUUGUGUUUUUCUUUCUGUUUUUGUUUUUUUUUCCAUUUUCUAUUUUCCUUCUAGCGUGGACUAGAAAUUGUUUGGGAUCUGUUGACAAAUCCUCAGUAGCCUAUUUUGAUAGUAUAAUUGAUGCCAUUCCAAGA